GCACAGCAGCUCUUAUCGGCAUGUUUAGAAAAGGUAGAUAUUUCUAGUACGGAGGGUUAUGAUUUGUUCAUCACACAGCUCAAAGAUGGUUUAAAAAAUACAUCUCAUGAGACUGCAGCAAACCACAAAGUUGCUAAGUGGGCCACAGUUACAUUUCAUCUUCCUCAUCAUGUGCUGAAAUCCAUUGCCAGUGCCAUUGUAAAUGAACUCAAGAAAAUAAAUCAAAAUGUUGCUGCCUUACCUGUGGCAUCCUCAGUGAUGGACAGAUUGUCUUACCUCUUACCUAGCGCACGUCCAGAACUUGGAGUGGGGCCAGGCCGUACUGUGGACAGAUCGUUGAUGUAUAGUGAAGCUAACAGACGGGAGACAUUUACCUCAUGGCCACAUGUAGGCUACAGGUGGGCACAACCAGAUCCCAUGGCUCAAGCUGGAUUUUAUCAUCAGCCUGCCUCUUCUGGAGAUGAUAGAGCCAUGUGUUUUACUUGUAGUGUAUGUCUUGUUUGUUGGGAACCUACUGAUGAACCUUGGUCUGAACAUGAGAGACAUUCCCCAAACUGCCCAUUUGUGAAAGGUGAGCACACACAGAAUGUGCCAUUGUCAGUCACACUUGCAACGAGUCCUGCACAGUUUCCUUGUACCGAUGGAACUGACAGAAUAUCCUGCUUUGGGUCUGGGAGCUGCCCUCAUUUUCUAGCUGCUGCAACUAAACGAGGAAAGAUCUGCAUAUGGGAUGUUUCCAAACUCAUGAAGGUGCACUUAAAGUUUGAAAUUAAUGCCUAUGAUCCAGCAAUUGUACAACAGCUUAUUCUAUCAGGAGAACCAAGCUCAGGAGUUGAUUCAAGGAGACCAACCUUGGCAUGGCUGGAGGACUCCUCUAGUUGCUCAGAUAUACCAAAAUUGGAAGGAGAUAGUGAUGAUUUACUGGAGGAUUCAGACAGUGAAGAGCAUUCCAGAUCAGAUUCUGUGACAGGGCAUACAUCGCAGAAGGAAACCAUGGAAAUAAGCCUUGAUAUAACAGCACUCAGCAUUCUCCAACAGCCAGAGAAACUUCAGUGGGAGAUUGUGGCCAAUGUGCUUGAAGAUACUGUUAAGGAUCUUGAAGAACUUGGGGCAAAUCCUUGCUUAACAAACUCUAAAAGUGAAAAGACAAAGGAAAAGCACCAAGAACAGCACAACAUUCCCUUUCCAUGUUUAUUAGCUGGAGGUUUAUUAACAUAUAAGUCUCCUGCAACCUCACCCAUUAGUAGUAAUUCUCACAGGUCACUGGAUGGUUUAAGCAGAACUCAGGGUGAAAGUAUAUCAGAACAAGGGUCAACUGACAAUGAAUCCUGCACUAAUUCAGAACUCAAUUCUCCUCUGGUAAGGAGGACGUUACCCAUUUUACUUCUGUAUAGCAUCAAAGAAUCUGAUGACAAAGCAGGAAAGAUCUUUUCACAGAUGAACAAUAUCAUGAGUAAAAGUCUUCAUGAUGAUGGUUUUACCGUUCCCCAGAUUAUUGAGAUGGAACUGGAUAGUCAGGAGCAGUUGCUGUUGCAGGAUCCUCCCGUGACUUACAUUCAGCAGUUUGCAGAUGCUGCAGCCAACCUUACCUCUCCAGAUUCUGAGAAGUGGAACUCUGUAUUUCCCAAGCCUGGGACUUUGGUUCAGUGCUUGAGGCUGCCAAAGUUUGCAGAGGAGGAGAAUCUUUGUAUAGACUCAAUAACUCCUUGUGCUGAUGGAAUUCAUUUGUUAGUAGGACUGCGGACAUGCCCUGUUGAAUCCUUGAGUGCAAUAAAUCAAGUAGAGGCCUUGAAUAAUUUAAAUAAAUUAAACUCCGCACUAUGUACUAGACGGAAAGGUGAGCUGGAAUCAAAUCUUGCUGUAGUGAAUGGUGCAAAUAUUAAUGUAAUCCAACAUGAAUCACCAGCAGAUGUACAGAUUCCUUUGAUAAUUCAGCCUGAGCAGAGGAAUGUUAGCGGUGGAUAUUUAGUACUUUAUAAAAUGAAUUAUGCCACACGGAUAGUGACUUUAGAAGAGGAGCCAAUAAAAAUCCAACAUAUCAAAGAUCCCCAGGACACAAUUACCUCGCUGAUUUUGCUUCCGCCAGAUAUAUUGGAUAAUCGAGAGGAUGACUGUGAAGAACCUGUUGAGGAAAUGCAGUUAACCUCAAAGAAUGGGAUGGAGAGAGAGAAAAAGUCUGACAUUUCUACUCUUGGACACCUGGUAAUAACCACUCAGGGAGGAUAUGUAAAAAUAUUAGAUCUUUCAAACUUUGAAAUUUUGGCCAAAGUGGAACCUCCCAAAAAGGAGGGCACUGAUGAACAGGACUCUUUUGUUUCUGUCAUUUACUGCUCGGGCACAGACAGGCUAUGUGCAUGCACCAAAGGUGGUGAACUUCAUUUUCUCCAAAUUGGAGGAGCCUGUGAUGAUAUUGAUGAAGCCGAUAUUCUAGUGGAUGGAUCUCUUUCUAAAGGAAUAGAACCAUCUUUAGAAGGUUCUAAACCUUUAUCAAAUCCUUCAAGUCCUGGUAUUUCAGGAGUUGAUUUAUUGGUGGACCAGCCAUUCACUCUUGACAUCUUGACGUCUCUAGUAGAGCUAACCCGCUUUGAGACAUUGACUCCUCGGUUUUCAGCUACUGUCCCUCCAUGCUGGGUAGAAGUUCAGCAAGAGCAACAGCAAAGAAGGCAUCCUCAACAUUUGCACCAGCAGCACCACGGAGAUGCCGCUCAGCACACUAGAACUUGGAAACUGCAGACUGACAGUAACAGCUGGGAUGAACACGUUUUUGAAUUGGUUCUGCCUAAAGCCUGUAUGGUUGGACAUGUGGACUUCAAAUUUGUUUUGAACUCAAACAUCACCAAUAUUCCACAGAUACAAGUGACAUUGCUGAAAAAUAAAGCUCCAGGCUUAGGGAAAGUCAAUGAAACAGGAGUAGAUAGGCAGAUCACCUUUCCUUUGUCUCCAGCUCUUAACAUUGAAGUGGAACAAAAUGGGAAACCGUCCCUGGUUGAUUUGAAUGAAGAAAUGCAGCACAUGGAUGUAGAGGAAUCACAGUGUCUUAGGUUAUGUCCGUUUUUAGAGGAUCAUAAAGAAGACAUUCUGUGUGGGCCAGUGUGGCUAGCUAGUGGCCUUGAUCUAUCAGGGCACGCUGGGAUGUUGACAUUAACGAGCCCCAAACUUGUUAAAGGUAUGGCAGGAGGAAAGUAUCGUUCGUUCUUAAUCCACGUCAAAGCAGUGAACGAAAGAGGAACAGAUGAGAUUUGUAAUGGUGGUCUACGUCCUGUAGUGAGACUUCCAUCUUUAAAACACCAGAGUAACAAGGGUUAUUCACUUGCUUCUCUUUUGGCAAAAGUUGCAGCAGGCAAGGAUAAAUCAUCUAAUGUUAAGAAUGAAAAUGCAGGUGGCACUCGUAAAUCUGAAAAUCUCCGGGGCUGUGAUUUACUUCAGGAGGUCUCAGUCACCAUUCGAAGAUUUAAGAAAACUUCAGUUUCUAAGGAAAGAGUCCAACGAUGUGCCAUGUUACAGUUUUCGGAAUUUCAUGAGAAGCUUCUUAAUACUCUUUGCAAAAAAGCUGAUGAUGGCCAAAUCACAGAACAUGCUCAGAGCCUUGUGCUGGAUAUUCUGUGUUGGUUAGCUGGAGUACAUUCAAAUGGACCUGGAAGCUCAAAGGAAGGAAAUGAGAACCUGCUUUCAAAAACACGAAAAUGUCUUUCAGACAUCAUACGUGUUUGCUUCUUUGAGGCAGGAAGAAGUAUUGCCCAUAAGUGUGCCCGAUUUCUAGCCUUGUGCAUUAGUAAUGGAAAAUGUGACCCCUGUCAACCAGGAUUUGGAUCUGUUCUGUUGAAGGCUUUACUUGAUAAUAUGUCAUUUUUACCAGCAGCAGCAACUGGUGGUUCUGUCUACUGGUAUUUUGUCCUGCUGAAUUACGUUAAAGAUGAAGAUUUGGCUGGGUGUAGUACAGCUUGUGCAUCUUUACUUACUGCUGUGUCCAGACAAUUACAGGACAGGCUGACACCACUGGAGGCUUUACUUCAAACAAGAUAUGGACUAUACAGCUCACCAUUUGAUCCGGUCCUGUUUGACUUGGAGAUGAGUGGGUCUUCUUGCAAAAAUGUGUACAAUAGCAGCAUUGGUGUCCAAUCAGAUGAAAUUGAUUUAUCAGACGUCCUUUCAGGAAAUGGAAAGGUCAGUAGUUGCACAGCUGCUGAGGGUAGUUUCACGGCACUCACUGGACUUCUAGAAGUUGAACCUCUACACUUUACUUGUGUGUCAACUAGUGAUGGAACCAGAAUAGAAAGGGAUGAUGCAAGUACGUUUACUGUGAGUUCCUUCGGGGUUACUCCUGCAGUAGGUGGACUCUCAUCUGGGACAGUUGGGGAAGCCUCUACAGCCCUGAGUUCAGCAGCCCAGGUAGCUUUGCAGUCUCUCUCUCAUGCAAUGGCUUCAGCCGAGCAACAGCUGCAGGUGCUGCAAGAGAAACAGCAGCAGCUUUUGAAGCUUCAGCACCAGAAAGCAAAGCUGGAAGCCAAGUUACACCAGACAACAGCUGCAGCAGCUGCAGCAGCAUCAGCAGCAUCAGCAGUAGGUCCUGUUCACAACUCUGUGCCUUCCAACCCAGUGGCUGCCCCUGGAUUCUUCAUUCAUCCAUCUGAUGUUAUUCCACCCACUCCAAAAACAACACCACUUUUUAUGACUCCACCACUCACUCCACCCAAUGAAGCAGUUUCCGUUGUGAUUAAUGCCGAACUUGCCCAGCUUUUCCCAGGCUCAGUCAUUGAUCCCCCAGCAGUCAAUCUUGCUGCACAUAACAAAAAUUCCAACAAGUCCAGAAUGAAUCCACUUGGUUCUGGUCUAGCCCUUGCAAUUUCUCAUGCUUCACAUUUUCUUCAACCUCCACCUCACCAGUCUAUUAUUAUAGAGCGAAUGCAUUCAGGGGCCAGGAGAUUUGUGACUCUGGAUUUUGGAAGACCUAUACUAUUGACAGAUGUAUUGAUUCCUACUUGUGGAGAUUUGGCCUCCUUAUCCAUUGACAUUUGGACAUUAGGAGAAGAGGUGGAUGGAAGGCGAUUGGUAGUGGCAACUGAUAUAAGCACUCAUUCACUGAUUCUUCAUGACUUAAUACCACCUCCUGUGUGCAGAUUCAUGAAGAUAACUGUCAUUGGACGUUAUGGAAGUACUAAUGCCAGAGCCAAAAUACCUUUAGGAUUUUAUUAUGGUCACACCUAUAUUUUGCCUUGGGAAAGUGAACUGAAGUUAAUGCAUGAUCCUCUAAGGGGAGAGGGAGAAUCAGCCAGCCAGCCUGAAAUUGACCAGCAUUUAGCAAUGAUGGUUGCUUUACAAGAGGAUAUACAGUGUAGAUACAACUUAGCUUGUCAUCGUCUGGAAGCUCUUUUGCAAAGUAUUGAUCUUCCUCCUCUCAACAGUGCUAAUAAUGCACAGUACUUUUUGCGAAAACCAGACAAAGCAGUUGAAGAAGACAGUAGAGUUUUUUCUGCUUAUCAGGAUUGUAUUCAGCUACAACUUCAACUAAAUUUGGCUCAUAAUGCAGUGCAAAGGCUCAAAGUAGCUGUAGGUGCAAAUCGGAAGACAGUGAGUGAAACAUCAGAAGAUUUAAUUCAGACAUCGUCCACAGAGCAGUUACGUACUAUCAUCAGAUAUUUGUUGGACACUCUGCUCAGCCUUCUUCACUCUUCCAAUGGGCACUCUGUUCCAGCAGUUUUGCAGAGCACAUUUCAUGCCCAGGCCUGUGAAGAACUCUUUAAACACUUGUGCAUCAGUGGAACUCCAAAGAUCCGAUUACAUACUGGUCUUCUGCUUGUUCAGCUGUGUGGUGGUGAAAGAUGGUGGGGUCAGUUUCUUUCUAAUGUUCUUCAGGAAUUGUACAAUUCAGAGCAGCUUCUCAUCUUUCCACAGGAUAGAGUCUUCAUGUUACUUUCCUGCAUUGGUCAGAGAUCACUUAGUAACAAUGGAGUAUUGGAAAGCUUACUUAAUCUCUUGGAUAAUUUAUUGUCACCUCUUCAGCCAGAGUUGCCCAUGCAUAGGAGAACAGAAGGAGUACUAGAUAUUCCCAUGAUCAGUUGGGUUGUUAUGCUGGUGUCCAGGUUGUUGGAUUAUGUUGCAACUGUUGAAGAUGAAGCUGCAGCGGCAAAGAAACCUUUGAAUGGUAAAGACAGGGAGAGGUUUCUGACAGGUAACCAGUGGAGUUUUAUUAACAACAAUCUACACACUCAGAGUUUAAGUAGAUCCUCAAAAGGCAGCAGUAGCCUUGAUAGAUUAUAUUCCAGGAAAAUCAGAAAGCAGCUUGUUCAUCAUAAACAGCAACUUAACCUACUAAAAGCAAAACAGAAGGCUUUGGUGGAACAGAUGGAGAAAGAAAAAAUUCAAAGUAACAAAGGAUCAUCCUAUAAACUCUUGGUAGAACAAGCAAAACUAAAGCAGGCUACUUCAAAGCACUUUAAGGAUUUAAUUCGUUUGCGUCGGACAGCAGAAUGGUCCCGUUCUAAUAUAGACACAGAAGUUACAACAACAAAAGAAAGCCCAGAUAUAGAACCGCUUCCAUUUACUCUGGCCCAUGAACGUUGUAUCUCAGUGGUCCAAAAACUUGUUCUGUUUCUCCUCUCCAUGGAUUUUACAUGCCACGCAGAUCUCUUACUGUUUGUCUGUAAGGUUCUUGCACGCAUUGCAAAUGCCACCAGGCCAACUAUUCAUCUGUGUGAGAUUGUGAAUGAACCACAGCUGGAAAGAUUGCUGUUACUUUUGGUUGGAACUGACUUCAAUAGAGGAGAUAUAUCUUGGGGUGGUGCUUGGGCUCAGUAUUCCUUAACUUGUAUGCUACAGGAUAUUCUAGCAGGAGAAUUGUUGGCCCCAGUAGCUGCAGAAGCCAUGGAAGAAGGAACAGUGGGUGAUGAUGUAGGGGCAACAGCUGGCGAUUCUGAUGACUCUCUUCAGCAGUCUUCUGUUCAGUUGCUGGAGACUAUAGAUGAACCUUUGACACAUGAUAUAACAGGUACACCUCCUCUCUCCUCUUUGGAAAAAGAUAAAGAAAUUGACCUUGAGCUGCUUCAAGAUCUAAUGGAAGUUGACAUUGAUCCUUUAGACAUUGAUUUGGAAAAGGAUCCUCUUGCAGCCAAAGUAUUUAAGCCAAUAAGCAGUACAUGGUAUGAUUAUUGGGGUGCUGAUUAUGGUACCUACAAUUACAAUCCUUACAUUGGAGGUCUGGGAAUUCCUACAGCAAAACCACCAGCAAGCACAGAAAAGAAUGGAUCACAGACAGUUAGUGUCUCAGUGUCUCAGGCCCUAGAUGCUCGCCUGGAAGUUGGACUUGAACAGCAAGCAGAACUUAUGUUGAAAAUGAUGUCUACUCUUGAAGCAGAUUCCAUUUUACAAGCAUUAACAAAUACUUCUCCUACCUUGUCACAGUCUCCAACUGGAACAGAUGAUGCACUUCUAGGGGGCUUACAAGCAGCAAACCCAUCCAGCCAGCUUAUUAUACAGUUAUCAUCUGUCCCAAUGUUAAAUGUUUGUUUCAACAAACUUUUUUCCAUGCUCCAAGUCCAUCAUGUUCAGUUGGAAUCACUUCUCCAAUUGUGGCUCACACUGAGCCUGAAUUCUAGUUCAUCUGGAAGCAAAGAGAACGGAGCAGACAUUUUUUUAUAUAAUGCUAAUCGAAUACCUGUUAUUUCAUUAAAUCAAGCAUCAAUAACUAGCUUCCUCACAGUGCUAGCUUGGCAUCCCAACACAUUGCUCCGGACAUGGUGCCUUGUGCUACAUAGCCUAACACUCAUGACGAACAUGCAGCUUAAUUCUGGUUCCAGCAGUGCCAUUGGAACUCAGGAGAGUACUGCUCAUUUGUUGGUUUCAGAUCCAAACCUCAUUCAUGUGUUAGUAAAAUUUCUUUCUGGUACCAGUCCACAUGGAACAAAUCAACACAGUCCACAGGUUGGUCCCACAGCUACACAAGCUAUGCAAGAAUUUCUUACUAGAUUACAAGUGCAUCUAUCUUCAACAUGUCCUCAAAUAUUCAGUGAAUUUUUGCUCAAGCUAAUUCAUAUUCUUUCAACAGAAAG
Molecule: messenger RNA, 8045 nt
Organism: Castor canadensis (American beaver)
Lineage: Eukaryota; Metazoa; Chordata; Mammalia; Rodentia; Castoridae
Gene: Birc6
Product: baculoviral IAP repeat containing 6
Biological process (GO): apoptotic process; regulation of cytokinesis; negative regulation of apoptotic process
Cellular component (GO): nucleus; microtubule organizing center
Molecular function (GO): ubiquitin-protein transferase activity; cysteine-type endopeptidase inhibitor activity
Source: RefSeq, a predicted model, not a curated record